Molecule: messenger RNA, 1303 nt
Organism: Drosophila miranda
Lineage: Eukaryota; Metazoa; Arthropoda; Insecta; Diptera; Drosophilidae
Gene: HDAC11
Product: histone deacetylase 11
Exons: 2
Coding region: 218-1213 (331 amino acids)
Molecular function (GO): histone deacetylase activity
Source: RefSeq, a predicted model, not a curated record
UAAGCUUUCCGCUACCCUCUAGAACGCUUAGCUUUGGAAGCUUUACGCCAGCUGACGCCCCGCUUUCGGCCCCCAACCCCAAGUGGCAGGCCGUGAAUGCAUUUUCCAGCUGCGUAGCAAAUCAACUGGUGUCGCACGGAAGUGUUCCAUGCACUUUCUUUAAUUACAGUCGAGAAAAACAUGAAAGGAUUGACCGGGGGUGCUGCACCACAACGUAAUGGAUCGAGAGGAAAUUGUAUGGGUCAGGAAGGAGGACGCACGGGUCCCCGGCAAGCUGCCAAUCGUCUAUUCAAAGAGCUACGCAGUGCGCUUCCAUGGCCUUGAACGCCUGCACCCCUUCAACGCGGCCAAGGGCAAGCACAUACACAAGGCUCUGUGCGCCGAACUUUCGCUGGUCGAAGGCAGCUUCUACGAGCCCGAGGAGCUCACCAAGCACCAGCUGCGUCGCAUUCACACCCGCGAGUACCUGCGCUCACUCCGGUGGAGCCUGAACGUGGCCCGCAUCGCCGAGGUGUCGCUGAUGGCUUUCGUUCCCAACAAGUACCUGCAGCAGGCCUAUCUGCGUCCGAUGCGCUUCCAGGCGGCCGGCUCCAUUCUGGCCGGAAAACUGGCCCUGGACUAUGGCUGGGCCAUCAACUUGGGUGGCGGCUUCCACCACUGCUGUUCGAACAGGGGCGGCGGCUUCUGUCCCUACGCAGACAUCUCCUUGCUGAUUGUCCGUCUCUUUGAGCAGGAGCCCUGCCGCGUACGCCGCAUAAUGAUUGUCGACCUGGACGCCCACCAGGGAAACGGGCACGAACGCGACUUCAACAACUGGGAGACUGUCUUCAUACUGGACAUAUACAAUGCUUUCAUCUACCCCAGAGACCAUGCCGCCAAGCUGAGCAUUCGCUGCGGCGUGGAGCUGCAGAACCAGACCGAGGACGCCUACUACUUGCGGCAGCUCAGCCGCUGCCUGAUGCAGUCCCUGGCCGACUUCCGGCCCGAUGUGGUCAUCUACAAUGCCGGCACCGAUGUCCUCAAGGGAGAUCCCCUGGGGAACCUGGACAUCUCCGCCGAGGGGGUCCUGGAGCGCGACCGAUUGGUGUUUAGCACUUUCCGUGCCCUAGGCAUCCCGGUGGUCAUGCUGCUCAGCGGUGGCUAUACGAAGGCCUCCGCACACGUCAUUGCCGAUUCAAUUGUCAAUCUCCGGCAGCACGGACUACUGGACUGAGGGAAGACAUCGGUUUUAAAGAGAACUUGUAUUGAUAUUAGCAGUAUUUUACGAGUGACUCACCGCAAUGGAUGGAAAUGUAACUCUGGC